Eruca vesicaria subsp. sativa (arugula) is the source of this 1095-nucleotide messenger RNA. NCBI's taxonomy places the organism in Eukaryota, Viridiplantae, Streptophyta, Magnoliopsida, Brassicales, Brassicaceae. The record is from the annotation of a GenBank genome assembly.
AGUCAGCGACAUGACAUGUUCAUCAUUUUCUUACAACCACAUAAGAACCUCUAACAACACAAGAACCUCAAACUGUUCUUCAUUUUCUUUUGAUUCUCGCCAUUUUUCUAAAGAAAGUAAUCUACUGUUUGUGUAAGGGAUGAAGCAAUCGUCAUGGGGUUGCACAAUCUUCAUCCAAUUAUCUCUCUGUCUCAUCGUCUAUGUGUCUCUGCAUUUGGGUCACCAAUCUUUGUCAUCAAACAAAGAUGGUGACAAUGCCGGAGCUCUAGAUCUCCAUUUCAUCUCUGUCUCCGGUGGUUUCAGGCCUCCUCACCGGCAAACUCGCCUUCUCAAAUUGAUGGAGAGAGUUGCGGAAACUUACAAGGCUAAAUUUGUGGUGAGCACAAGUGAGCAUGGAGAAGAAAAUCUACUCCUCCUAAAUGAUACUAGAGUCUCAUCUUCACUGAAACUUCCAUGGUACAGUAUGAAGAAAGGAUCUGAGAGUUUCAGAGAGCACAUCGAGUUGCCUUUUGGUGGAUCCUUGGAUGUUGUUUUUGUAGACACUGGCUCGUUACAGAAGCAAAUGAUGAGUGGAGCACUGAAUGGCUCGAUAAUCAGUCAAUUAAAUGAACUUACAGAGAUCCUAAAAGCAGUAGAUGGAGAUUGGCGCAUUGUUGUUGGAUCAGACCCGUUGUUCGGUUAUACACUAAGUAAUGGUCCGGAGGAAGCCAAGGGAGUUGCAAGGACAUUUCAGCAAAUCACCAUCAAAUAUGGAGUGAACAUGUAUAUAAGCGAAAAAGGCUGCACCAGCGGAGCCAAGGAUGACAGCUUCAGUUGCAUUAUGGUUCCUAAUAAAUUAGAGAACAAAGGUUCAACGAAUGAUAGUAAGAGGGAAAUGGAAGAUGGGUUUCUUCUCCACAGAGUUAGCUUCUCAGAGUUUGUUACUUAUACUAUCAACUUAUCAGGACAAGUCAUAGACACAAGAAUCAUUAAGCAGAAAGGCAAAGAGUCCAUCUAAGAUUUUUCAUAAUUUUUUACCCUUCACCAUUGUUGUAAAAACAGUGUAAACACCAACAAUUUUUUAUUCAUCCUCUAAUGAUCGAAACACCCUUUCAC